AAAAAUCGAGGGCGGAGAAAGAAUGUAACUUUUAUUGGAGGAACAAACCCGAAGCUGCGUACUGGGCUGCAGAACCGCGGAACCGUCAUGUCUGGGGUGGCAUCUAACCUGGCCAAGAAGAGGGCACUGGCCGCCGGCUUCGGCUCCAACGCCAAUGCCAUCAAAUACAUCGGCCAAGACUUCGAGGGGCUGCGGGCCGAGAGCCUCAGCAGGGGGGCACUUUUUUGCGAUCCGACCUUCCCGGCCGCGCCGGAGUCGCUGGGCUUCAAGGAACUUGGGCCAUCCUCGUCGAAAACCAGGGGGGUGCAAUGGAAGAGACCAGGAGAAUUAUGCAGAAAUCCACAGUUUAUCGUCGGUGGAGCUACCAGAACCGAUAUUUGCCAAGGGGCCCUCGGUGACUGCUGGCUUUUGGCUGCCAUCGCUUCCUUGACCCUCAACGAAGACGUGUUGGCCAGAGUGGUCCCCAGCGGGCAGGACUUCACGGACAGAUAUGCCGGCAUCUUCCACUUCCAGUUCUGGCAGUUCGGCGAGUGGGUGGACGUGGUGAUCGACGACCGGCUGCCCACCAGGGAUGGGGAGCUGCUGUUCGUGCACUCGGCCGAGGGCUCAGAGUUCUGGAGCGCCCUGCUGGAGAAGGCCUACGCCAAGGUGAAUGGGAGCUAUGAGGCCUUGUCCGGCGGCUCCACCACCGAAGGCUUUGAGGAUUUCACUGGGGGCAUCGCAGAGAGUUACGAGCUGAGCAAGGCUCCUUCCAACAUGUUCCAGAUCAUCCGGAAGGCCCUGGAUGCCGGCUCGCUGCUGGGCUGCUCCAUCGACAUUACCAGCGCUGCUGACUCGGAAGCUAUCACCAACCAGAAGCUGGUUAAGGGCCAUGCCUACUCCCUGACAGGGGCCAUCGAGGUGAACUACCGUGGACGUCUGGAAAAGCUGGUCCGCAUAAGGAACCCCUGGGGGCAGGUGGAGUGGACGGGGGCUUGGAGCGACAACUCCGCCGAGUGGAAUUCCGUGACUCCCUCGGAGCGUCAGAACGUAAAAGCCGACGACGGAGAGUUUUGGAUGUCCUUUACUGACUUCCUACGGCAUUACUCUCGACUGGAGGUCUGCACCCUGACCCCGGACACAUUGACGAGUGACAAGUUCAAGUAUUGGAGCAUGACGAAGUUUGACGGUGCCUGGAGGAGGGGCUCCACGGCAGGAGGGUGCCGGAACAAUCCCUAUACAUUCUGGAUGAAUCCGCAGUUCCGGAUCAAGCUGGACGAGCAGGACGACGACCCGGGCGAUAACGAAAUGGGCUGCAGCUUCGUGGUGGGACUGAUCCAGAAGAACCGGCGGCAGCUGAGAAAGACGGGCGAAGACAUGCACACCAUCGGCUUUGCCAUCUAUGAGAUUCCCUCUCAGUUCCGUGGCCAGACUGAGGUCCACCUGGACAAGAACUACUUCCUGACACACGCGCAGACGGCCCGUUCAGAGACCUUCAUCAACCUGCGAGAGGUGAGCUCACGCUUCAAGCUGCCCCCCGGCGAGUACCUCAUCGUGCCCUCCACCUUCGAGGCCAACAAGAACGGGGACUUCUGCCUGCGCGUCUUCUCCGAGAAGCAGAGCGAAGCACAGUUGUGUGAGGAUCCAGUAGAAGCAAACGUUGAAGAUGACACAGUAUCUGAGGAGGAGGUUGACGCAGGAUUUAGGGGCAUGUUUCUGAAACUGGCUGGACCUGACAGGGAGAUCUCUGUCACAGAGCUGCAGACCAUUUUAAAUAAAGUUGUUGCCAAACGCACCGACAUAAAAACCGAUGGCUUCAGUGUGGACACUUGUCGGAUCAUGGUCCAUCUCAUGGAUGACAGCGGGAAUGGCAAACUUGGAAUGGGAGAGUUUGCCUCGCUGUGGAAGAAGGUCCAGAAAUUUCUGGCAAUCUACAAGAAGAAUGACACAGAUGGAUCUGGGACUAUGAGUACUCCAGAGAUGCGCAUGGCCCUGAAGGAAGUUGGCUUCAGCCUGAACAAUGAAAUCCAUCUGAUCCUUGGAGCUCGUUACAGCAACCCGGACAUGACCAUCGACUUUGACAACUUUGUCGGCUGCCUGAUUCGCCUGGAGCUGAUGUUUAAAAUCUUCCGGAAUCUGGACAUGGAUAAGACCGGCUCCAUAGAGCUGGACUUCAACCAGUGGCUGUCAUUCGCUAUGAUCUAGACGAGCUUCACAUAUGUACUCACCAGGAACCAUUCACCAAAAAACACUUAAUUCUCAUUGAUUUGAAAUGCUAUUACAUUUAUGUUUUAUUUCAUACUAUAAUAUAUUGUACAAUUAUUGAUUUUCGUUUCGUCUGCUGGUUCUUCUGUUGUGACGUAGUAUGGAACGAGCUACAGCAAUAAAUGUCAGAAAUGGUCA
Molecule: messenger RNA, 2382 nt
Organism: Brienomyrus brachyistius
Lineage: Eukaryota; Metazoa; Chordata; Actinopteri; Osteoglossiformes; Mormyridae
Product: calpain-2 catalytic subunit-like
Exons: 21
Coding region: 88-2184 (698 amino acids)
Biological process (GO): proteolysis
Cellular component (GO): cytoplasm
Molecular function (GO): calcium ion binding; calcium-dependent cysteine-type endopeptidase activity
Source: RefSeq, a predicted model, not a curated record